AUGGCAGCAGUGGUUUUGACAAUUGUGAGGCUGCCUGCCUUGUAUGAAGGAAUGUACCGAGCAGUAAGCUCUCAGACUCGGACGAUGCGUGAGCUGAGCCGUAAGCUGGACACAAUUUCUGAGAAUUGCAGGCCACUUGCAGCUCCUGGGACUCACUGGCGGGAACGAAUCGGCCUUGGAGAAGCUACAAGCUUGGUCCAGAGGUGUGACCACAAAAUGUGGCUGUUUGGAAUCGCCAAGAGGAACGGGAUCGACUUCAAUCGGCAGAUAAAGACAGAGGACGUGACUGACUCUCCUCAUUCAGCCUCCUCAGUGAAGACAUGCCACCUGACCCAGAACUCUCCCGUCCACGGGGGUCAGCUGAGUGGGGAGCUCACCUCACUCCACCCCAUGCAGCAGCUGGUUCUGAUGCCUCCGUCUCACCUGUCGUCUCCAUCCUCCUUCCUGCUCUCCCAGAGUCCCUCCAGCCACCAAGCCCUUCUGCAGCCGAACCUGCUCUCCCUUCCCGCCCAGAGUCAACCUGGUCUUCUUCAGCAUCAGUCGGGACUAGCUCUGACUCCACAGGGUGUGAGCCGUGCUGGUUUGGUAGGACCUUCUAUGGAGAACCACAUGGACAUGUCCCACCUGCAGAUGCCCAAGCACAUGUCGGUAGCACCACAGGAGGAACCCAACGAUCUGGAAGAACUGGAGCAGUUUGCCAAAGCGUUCAAACAGAGACGCAUCAAGCUGGGCUUCACUCAGGGAGACGUGGGCCUCGCGAUGGGAAAACUGUACGGGAAUGAUUUCAGUCAGACCACAAUAUCUCGAUUCGAGGCCCUCAACCUCAGCUUUAAAAACAUGUGCAAGCUCAAACCUCUGCUGGAGAAAUGGCUGAGUGAUGCAGAGAACUCACCUUCUGACUGCAUGAGCACUUCGACCUCUCUGCCACCUCUGAUGGAGGGCUACGGGCGCAAGAGAAAAAAGAGAACAAGCAUAGAAACAAACAUAAAGCUGACUUUGGAGAAGCGAUUUCUUGAUAACCCCAAACCCAACUCGGAGGAGAUAACCCUGAUCUCAGAACAGCUUUCCAUGGAGAAGGAGGUGGUUCGAGUUUGGUUCUGUAACCGUCGUCAGAAAGAAAAGAGGAUCUACUGUCCAGUGGCUACUUUACCAGUCAAGUCUCACAGCUACAACUCCAGAAUGGCCUCAACCUCCAGACCCUACAGCCCUCUGGCCUUAGGUGGAGUUUCAUCAAGUUCCUCCCCGAACAGCACAAGUCGCGAACCGUCUCCCAACGGUUUGUCUGCAGCGUCCGUUGCUCUAACCUCUCAGGUCAACCCAGCUUCCUACAGCACCCCAGGGUCUUGGUAUCGUGCUUGGAAUUCUGCCGCGUAUCAUCACUGA
Molecule: messenger RNA, 1383 nt
Organism: Nematolebias whitei (Rio pearlfish)
Lineage: Eukaryota; Metazoa; Chordata; Actinopteri; Cyprinodontiformes; Rivulidae
Gene: pou2f3
Product: POU class 2 homeobox 3
Exons: 12
Coding region: 1-1383 (460 amino acids)
Biological process (GO): regulation of transcription by RNA polymerase II
Cellular component (GO): nucleus
Molecular function (GO): DNA-binding transcription factor activity, RNA polymerase II-specific; RNA polymerase II cis-regulatory region sequence-specific DNA binding
Source: RefSeq, a predicted model, not a curated record